This is a messenger RNA of Syngnathus typhle (broad-nosed pipefish), 2134 nucleotides long. It is a transcript of the gene cav1, whose product is annotated as caveolin 1. Gene Ontology annotation, biological process: caveola assembly; negative regulation of protein tyrosine kinase activity; negative regulation of endothelial cell proliferation. Bases 152 to 712 code for a protein of 186 amino acids. Gene Ontology annotation, cellular component: caveola; Golgi apparatus; perinuclear region of cytoplasm. Gene Ontology annotation, molecular function: protein kinase binding; molecular adaptor activity; transmembrane transporter binding. Lineage: Eukaryota; Metazoa; Chordata; Actinopteri; Syngnathiformes; Syngnathidae. The record is from RefSeq and is a predicted model, not a curated record. The transcript is spliced from 3 exons.
CGAUGCCAUUCUAAUCACGUUCAGUGGGGGGAAAAGGUCGGGAAUAAAUCACCGUGGGAAACCCCACGCACACACACCUCCUCUUUCCCCCAAUCGAGCUCCACGCCUACUGGCUGACGGAUUCUUAUUUUGUCGCUUGAAGGACCACAUCAUGGCAGGAGGACCGAAGAACACAGACCCAGAAGAGGAGUUUGUGCACUCGCCCUUCAUCCGCAAGCAAGGCAACAUUUACAAGCCCAACAACAAGCAGCAGGACGGCGACAUGGACAACGACAGCCUCAACGAGAAGUCCAUGAUGGACGAUAUGCACACCAAAGAGAUCGACCUGGUCAACCGAGACCCCAAACACAUCAACGACGACGUGGUCAAGGUGGACUUUGUGGACGUGAUCGCCGAACCAGCGGGCACGUACAGCUUCGAUGGGGUGUGGAAGGCCAGCUUCACCACAUUCACCGUCACCAAAUACUGGUGCUACCGCUUGCUGACGGCGCUGGUGGGCAUCCCGCUGGCGCUGGUGUGGGGCAUCUUCUUCGCCAUCCUGUCCUUUGUGCACAUCUGGGCGGUGGUGCCCUGCAUCAAGAGCUACCUGAUCGAGAUCCACUGCGUCAGUCGCGUCUUCUCCAUCUGCGUGCACACCUUCCUCGAUCCGGUUUUCGAGGCCAUGGGCAAGUGUCUCAGCAGCGUUCGGAUCACCACCAUCAAGGAGGUGUAGGCGCCAUCUGGAGGAGGAUUCAUGGGAAUUCAUUGGGGAUUGGGUGGGGAGGGGGGGAGAUAUCGGGGGAGGUGGGGGCAGAGUCUGAUAGGACAUUUUUACAGGUUGGACGUUCCAAGCUAAGAGACAGGGAGGGGGGUGGUAUUUCUUGUUUUAGAGCUUUCCUUCACGUUUUGAUCAUUUCAAAUCCUGGUACACACAACGAAAGCAACCUUCACGCUGACUAUCGGAGGCGGAUUUAGCUAAGGCGAGAUGAGAUGGUUGAAGUCGACUGCUGUCUUCUCAUUAUCUGAACGCAGCAAGUCGUAGUGAGCGUUUGAAGGUGCCGUCCUAGCUUCGGAAGCCAAUAUGAAAUGGGCUUAAGGAUCUGAUUCGGAUCUCGAUUUCGACCCGUUACCAACAAAAUCAGCGUAAAACGGCUUUUGUGUCCGGUGUGUAACACUACUAGCAGGUCAAGUCACCACUGUAUCAGCUAACAACUAGCACAGUGUCUUUUUUUACUCAGACAAUUGUGGUUUUUAUUGUCUUUAUGUGUGUGUACCGGAUGUAGACAAAUCGACAUUCACCUUGUUCAUGUUUGCUCAUUGAGGGAUGCUGGUCGUAGCGCUAGCUCGGCAGCGACCUGAAUUCUGUCGACACCGCACAAAACCAAACAACCAUUGAUCCCUUUGUCCCCCUCAUGACCUCUGAUACCACCCCCAGUACCUCCUCCCCCGACCUGGCUUUGCUGCAGUCGGACACACUGAACCCGCCACCCCCCUUCUUUUUUUUUUUUUUUUUUUUGCCGUCCGCCGCCCUCGAGACCAACACGCUACCUGCUGCUCAGUCACUCGCUUUGUCUUCAUUAAAAAAUGUCACAAUUCACCAGUUUUAGCCUCCUGUUUGACGAUGUGAACUUGAGGCGGUUAAUCUUAGCAGCUAGCAUGUACACGCAUAGACUUUGGACUCAUUAUUGCGUAUCAACGUGAAGAAUAUGCAAUAAAACUUAAUGUCACUGCAAGCUAUCGUCUGUUUAUUUUUUUUGCUUAGCACAACCUGCUAGCGUGCUAGCUAGCUCGGUGACGACCGAUGUCUUGUAAAGACUUGUACACGUUUCUUUUUUUUAAUCACAAAUGAAAGAAAGUUGUGUUAGUGUGUUCUCAUUUUUUGUGAAGAACUAACAUUUUUUCAAGUUAGUAAAAAGCUUAUGCAAUGUGCUUUUGUUGUGUCACCAUUUGUAAACUUAAUGUGGGCCUCCAUCCCAUGAGGGGAGGUUUCUUUUCACGUUUGCACGCUUUUCCUCCCCUUCAGUCUACCUGCUGUUUUUGUUUCCUUCACAGGCGACUCAAAAAGUGAUAUUUUUAUAUAUAAAGUUUCCCCCCCCCCUUUCUUGCCUUUACUUGUACAAUAUCACGCCGUGCACAUUAAAGUUGAAUAUGAUCA